CGGCCGCGGCGGACACUUCCCUCAGAGGGACUGUCCCGUGGCACCCGGUGGAGCCGAGUAGAACGUGGAGCGCCGGGAGCGGCGAAUAUGGACGACUACAGCCUGGAUGAGUUCCGUCGGCGCUGGCAGGAGGAGCUGGCGCAGGCCCAGGCGCCGAGGAAGCGGCGACGGCCCGAGGCUGCCGAGAGGCGGGCUCGGCGGCCGGAGGUGGGCUCCGGGUGCGGUGAACAGGCCUCGGGGGACCCGGCGCUGGCCCAGGGUCUCCUGGAGGGCGCGGGGAGGACCCCGGCGGCGCGGGCGACUCGGGCCGAGGGGCAGGACGUGGCGAGCCGCUCACGUUCUCCUCUGGCCCGCGAGGGCGCCAGGGGCGGGGAGCAGCUGGUGGACCAGCUCAUCCGCGACCUGAAUGAAAUGAAUGAUGUGCCUUUCUUUGAUAUCCAACUGCCUUACGAAUUGGCAAUCAAUAUAUUUCAGUAUCUGGACAGGAAAGAACUAGGAAGAUGUGCACAGGUGAGCAAGACGUGGAAGGUGAUUGCAGAGGAUGAGGUGCUGUGGUACAGGCUGUGCCAGCAGGAAGGGCACCUUCCGGAUAGCAGCAUCUCUGACUAUUCUUGCUGGAAGCUCAUCUUCCAAGAGUGCCGAGCCAAGGAACACAUGUUACGAACCAACUGGAAGAAUCGCAAAGGUGCCGUGAGCGAGCUGGAGCACGUUCCUGACGUGGUUUUGUGUGAUGUGCAUUCUCACGAUGGCGUGGUCAUUGCUGGAUAUACAUCAGGGGAUGUGAGAGUGUGGGACACCCGCACCUGGGACUACGUAGCCCCCUUCCUGGAAUCAGAGGACGAGGAGGACGAGCCUGGAAUGCAGCCAAAUGUCUCCUUUGUGAGGAUAAACAGCUCGCUGGCAGUAGCAGCUUAUGAGGAUGGGUUUCUUAAUAUUUGGGAUUUAAGGACCGGAAAGUACCCUGUUCAUCGUUUUGAGCACGAUGCAAGAAUACAGGCACUAGCCCUCAGCCAGGACGAUGCAACCGUGGCCACAGCUUCUGCUUUUGAUGUCGUGAUGUUAUCCCCCAAUGAGGAGGGGUACUGGCAAAUAGCUGCGGAAUUUGAAGUUCCGAAACUGGUUCAGUACCUUGAAAUAGUUCCAGAAACCAGAAGGUACCCUGUGGCAGUAGCCGCUGCUGGAGAUCUGAUGUACCUGCUCAAAGCCGAAGACUCCGCCAGAACCCUCCUUUACGCCCACGGCCCGCCUGUCACAUGUCUCGACGUCUCGGCCAACCAAGUUGCUUUUGGUGUACAGGGUCUGGGAUGGGUGUAUGAAGGAAGCAAGAUCCUGGUGUAUAGCCUGGAAGCAGGACGCUGCCUCUUGAAGCUGGGUAACGUUCUCCGUGACUUCACGUGUGUCAACCUCAGCGACAGCCCUGCCAACCUCAUGGUCAGUGGCAACAUGGACGGGAGGGUGAGGAUCCAUGACCUCCGCAGCGGUAACAUCGCCCUGUCGCUCUCCGCCCAUCAGCUCAGGGUCUGUGCUGUGCAGAUGGACGACUGGAAGAUCGUCAGUGGAGGCGAGGAAGGCCUGGUGUCCGUGUGGGAUUAUCGGACGAACCAGAAGCUGUGGGAGGUGUAUUCCGGACACCCUGUGCAGCACAUCUCAUUCAGCAGCCACAGCCUCAUCACGGCCAACGUGCCCUACCAGACGGUGAUGCGAAACGCCGACCUGGACAGCUUCACUACUCACAGGCGACACCGGGGACUGAUCCGUGCCUACGAGUUUGCGGUGGACCAGCUGGCCUUCCAGAGCCCUCUCCCUGUCUGCCGUUCAUCCUGUGACGCCAUGGCCACUCACUACUACGACCUCGCACUGGCCUUUCCCUAUAACCACGUUUAGGGACGUGCCUCAGUUGGGAGCAAGGAGAAAAAUGGGAAGAACCAGUUUUAUCCAUCUUAAAACUCCAGGCAGCUCUGCACAGGUGGUAAACGUUUAGGAGAAGAAAGCAGCUCAGGGUGCCAUGCCUGACGGCACGUGUCUCCCCGACCCCUGCACUUCCCCCGGUACCUGGGGCAAGCUGGCGUGUGCUGGGGCUCAAGUCCCACAUGCUGCCAACUCAAACAUAGCCUCCUUCCCCACCCAGCCGGCCACCCUGGCCUCAGCUCCCUCAGGACGCCUCGGGGAUCUCGCUGCGCAGCCCUAUACGGUCCCUGCUUAGCCAGCUUCUGUGUGUCCGCCCUCCCAGCUCCAGCCCUGCAGGCCGUCUUUCCGGUCUCCAGCCCCUUCUCUCUUUCCCUCCAAGGGUGUUUGGAUGUGCUUGUCCCUGGCCUCCAAGGCAAUAACCUCCAUGUCCUUUUCCCUGUAUUUACUUAGGGUGCUCUUCUGUGACAUUUGCCACCACCACCUUCCAGUAGCAAGCUGGUAGAGCAGUACUUUUUCUUCACAGCUUUUACCAUGGUUUAUAAUUAUAUACUUAUACAGUUUAGUCAUUAAUGACUAUUUUGCUUACUAUUGUGUCUGAUAUGUGAUACAAAGCAAAUAUUUUCUAAAUAUUCAUUGACUAAACAAACAGCCAUCAAGAUGAAACAGGACAGGAGAGAACUGUUCAGUGUGAUACAGAGCUGCCAUUUCCGAAGUAUUCUGGAAGCAAGCCAUUGCCUUACUCUUGAUUUUCAACAGUUCUAAACAGCAACAGCAUCCACCUAAUAUACCUUCAGAAUAUCAAAGCAAAAACUGAUAGAACUACAAAGAGAAAUAAAAUUCAUUCUCACGAGAGGCAAAUCAGUGAGAAAAACGUAAAGAUCUGGAGGAUUUACUUAAUAUCACUAACAAGCUGGAUCCAGUAGAUGUGUAUGGAAUUUCAAAUACACAUAGACCAUGCACAAAAAACCACCCUGUACGAAGGCCACAAAGAACAGCUCAGAUGCACAAAGAUUCGCACCACACAGGCCAAAUUAUAGAACCCCCCAACCCCGAGACACUGCACCCUAUGGGCUAUACCCUCAGGCAGGGCCCUGCUUUUCUAGGAAUUGACCCCAAUGCAGAAUAGCGAGAAAUCGACAAAAAGCAAAAUAAGACAAUUCCAGACACUCCUGAAUUUACUUGGAUUUAAAGAGGUUAAUAAAAACAAACUAUAAACUCUCUAGACUGGGCUGACAGUAAAAGCACAGAAUACGAAACCCAGGGGAUGGGGCUGGGAGGGGCUGGCACCUCAGCUCAGAAAAGGUAGCAGCAAUCCCAAAGCAGAAGGCAGGGGUUAAACCAGGAUAAAAACAGACAUCAACGGAAUCGAAAACCACUAGUUAAUAUAAAGCCAAAAGCAGGUUUUUUUGUUUGUUUUUUAGAUGGGGUCUCUCUCUGUCACCUAGACUGGAGUGCAAUGGCCUGAUCUCGGCUCACUGCAACCUCUGCCUCCUGGGUUCAAGCAGUUCUCCUGCCUCAGCCUCCCGAGUAGCUGGGAUUACAGGCGUCCACCACCACAACUGGCUAAUUUUUGUAUUUUUAGUAGAGACGGGGGGUUUUGCCAUGUUGGCCAGGCUGGUCUCAAACUUCUGACCUCAAAUGAUCCGCCUGCCUCGGCCUCCCAAAGUGCUGGGAUUACAGGUGUGAGUCACUGCACCCAGUCCAAAAGCAGUUUAAAAAAAAAAAAAGACAAAAUAUAUAACUCUUGUUAAAACAAAAAGGUACAAUGGUCUACGAAGAAGAGAAAAGGUACCUGAGGAUGCAGGAGAAGUACCUACCACAUGGGAACCGUUUGUCCACACUCAUCCCAGAGAAAACCGAGUCCUCUCAGUUGCACAUGUGUAUGUAUCAGCGGGAAGUGCUUGCCAUUACUCCAAAGCCUAGAACCUUCACGGCAUGAAGGUUCUGGAAGGUUUUUCAGAUUGCUUAAGAUACGCAGCCAUUCCAUAUUCAUCUCCAACUACAUAGGGGAACGGAGCAGAUAGAGCUGCGACUGGGAAGCGUCACCUCCCCGUCCAGAGCACUUUCUUUCAGACCCCGCCUUCCUGCAGACAGAUGGACUGGAGGGUUUUCUGCUUCCUUUCAACCAGAUGACUUCUUAAGUGGAGACAGCCUGUAGGUAGCAAAUGCAGGAUUUCGUUUACUUUCGUCAUGUCAUGUGGUGGUCAGACUGCUCACUGGUGACCUCACUUUAGAAGGUUUUCAUCAAGCCCCACCCUUUCUCAUAGUCUUAAUGCAUCUGGACCACUGGGGAAAAUAUUUUUCUUUUCAAAAAGCAGCCCCUUCAGUCUGCGUUCCCAGUUCAUUUUGCAGGGGCAUUCACCCUUCCUAGUUUGCAGCAAUUAAAGAUAACGGAGUGUAAAGUCAUUAGACCCAGAAUUAGAGCAGCCAGCAGCUGGUCCAGUGUAAAAAUGUCCCAAGUGUAGCCCCUCCCACCGCAGAGCCUGUUUGUAACGUACCUGCCAUUCGUGAAAGUUGCCUGGGUUUUGUAAAGGAGAAUUUUUUUGGACCCAAGCUGUAAUCUUCAAGCACGCCUACUUCAGGCAGCGUUUUCUGCUGCAAACCUCAACAUCCUGGAAUCAAUCUCACUGACAGGGAAAGGAUAAAUGCUCCUUUAUAAGGCAACAUUUAUCCAAAUUAAGCCCCUUUACCUUUAUCCAGACCCUUUCACAAAUUCUGAGUUUUUAGCCAAUUGAUCCUUGACUUUCCUUCUUUAGUCCUCAGGGACACCUCCAUCCCCGGCUCCCCUAAAGGUAGAAGAUACUUGAGCAUGCUGCCGGGGAGCUGGGUGGUGAAACACCGGAAGAUCUCAUGUCGCAUCUCAAAACACUGUCGGACUUGCUUUCUGCUUUAUGAUGUCCGUAGUUGUUCUGAUAUUAAAUGCUUUGAAUUUA
Molecule: messenger RNA, 4841 nt
Organism: Nomascus leucogenys (northern white-cheeked gibbon)
Lineage: Eukaryota; Metazoa; Chordata; Mammalia; Primates; Hylobatidae
Gene: FBXW8
Product: F-box and WD repeat domain containing 8
Biological process (GO): cilium assembly; protein ubiquitination
Cellular component (GO): Cul7-RING ubiquitin ligase complex; ciliary basal body; centriole
Molecular function (GO): protein binding
Source: RefSeq, a predicted model, not a curated record